AUGCCCAGUUGCUGACCCAGUAUCUCCUGUUGCAAAUUCACGUGUCCUGAUUUGCAUUCUCAAACAGAGCGGCACUCUUGAUUACCCAUGACCAUUUGUCUAUGAGUUAUCAUCGUUAAGUUGUCAAAUAUGCCUCAAGCACAGCCAGAGUUGAAGAAGUACAUGGAAAAGCGGCUCCUCAUCCAAAUCAAUGGUAAUCGCAGGGUCAUUGGUGUCCUUCGUGGCUAUGAUGUAUUUAUGAAUAUAGUGUUGGAUGAAGCGAUUGAAGAAAAGACUGGUGGCGAGAAAGUGCGCUUAGGCAUGGUGGUAAUUCGUGGGAAUUCGGUUGUUAUGCUUGAGGCUCUCGAGCGAAUAGCAGAUCGAUAAUGCAUACUCCGGACUGAUUCGGCAGGUUUUGGUGAACAACAUUCAAGAAAGCGCAGCCAUGCGUUGACGAAACUCAGACGCGUCGGGAAGCUCAUUCGCGAAGAUUAUCGUUCCAGGUUGACAGGCUACUACAUUCGAUAAUAGCUAUAAAGUUUUAACAAGGUUUCAGAGGCCCUUUAAAGUGAUAUAUCAAAAUGUCAUGUUGAUUGAAAUUCAUACGACAGGGCAAGCUCGGCUUUUAUUCGCCCGUCACUAAACAAGCCAUCCAUGCAUAGCUCCACGCGCCGUCCAUGAGGCAUCCUCGAGGAAAGAAUUGAAGAGGAUGCACUAUGUGUGGGGGAUGUCAGGGUUAUAGGGUGCUUUUAUCUUGAGUUUAAGUUUUGGAGGCCUUAAUGGCGAAGACACAUCAGCGUUCGAGGGCGAAGGCAUAAACGCAAGUUUUGGUACUUUAAGCGUUAUCUUUCGGCUAGUCACAGUCGCAUUUCCAUCAUCGCGCUUUCUUUUAUCGAGCACCUGAUUAGUCGAAAAACCCGUAUUUAUUUUGGACUUUGCGAUGGAAUAUGUUCGAGGUCGGUUCGAUUUUGAAAACCUGACCUUGCC
This is a messenger RNA of Coccidioides immitis RS, 966 nucleotides long. RefSeq names its product small nuclear ribonucleoprotein SmG. Lineage: Eukaryota; Fungi; Ascomycota; Eurotiomycetes; Onygenales; Onygenaceae. Bases 130 to 366 code for a protein of 78 amino acids. Gene Ontology annotation, cellular component: U4 snRNP; spliceosomal tri-snRNP complex; U5 snRNP. The transcript has 5 exons. Gene Ontology annotation, biological process: spliceosomal snRNP assembly; mRNA splicing, via spliceosome. Gene Ontology annotation, molecular function: RNA binding. The record is from RefSeq and is a predicted model, not a curated record.